Molecule: messenger RNA, 2724 nt
Organism: Trichechus manatus latirostris (Florida manatee)
Lineage: Eukaryota; Metazoa; Chordata; Mammalia; Sirenia; Trichechidae
Gene: LUC7L
Product: LUC7 like
Exons: 10
Coding region: 1565-2521 (318 amino acids)
Biological process (GO): mRNA splice site recognition
Cellular component (GO): U1 snRNP; U2-type prespliceosome
Molecular function (GO): mRNA binding
Source: RefSeq, a predicted model, not a curated record
GGAGCGAGGGGAGGCUGCCGGGCGGCCUGAGGCGGGGGCCGCCGAGCGUCUGCGCCUGCGCCCCUCCCCUCCCCCGCGUGCCGACCGCAGGCGCCGGUCCUUUGUCUGAGCCCGCUCGCCUCGGAGGCGGCUGCGGCCGGGUUUCUUCUUCUGAGCCCCCUUCCGACCUACCAUCCUGAGACUUCCUUUCGGCCGGCGCCGCAGCUCCUCCGCGAACCGGAGGAGUCGGCGAAGGGCUAGAGCCAUCGCGGGCUCCGGGUCGCCGGCAGCCGGGUGGCGGAGUUCCUCCGAGGCUUCUCGGGGAAGAAGUUACACCCGACGGAGCCGGAUGGGCCUCGGAACCCUGGACCGUUCUUGUUCUGUAGCAUUGCAAGGGGAGCCGUAAAUCGAGCUUUUCUCACGUUCAGUGUAUCUUUGCCUGCCUACAUCAAUCUGCAAGGGAGUUGCAGAAAAGCCUCAUGUUCAUCGAGCCGUGAGUCACAACCAAUUUCUAAGCUGUUAUAACAAAAAAGUGUUUGCUUUUUUUCACAAGUAAUUUAAAAGUGUAGUUUAGAAAGAAAACAUUUUCAAUAAAAAAGACACUACAUUAAUCCUGGAUGCUUGCAAAUCCUAAAAUAUAGUCCUCCUUUAGUAUUACACAGCUCUGUGUCGUAUACACAGGUUAGCUUGAAACUUUGUCACAUACCACUUUGCCUUUACUUUUAUGUAUCAUUACCCUGACUUCCUUACUGCAGGUGUGGGCAAGAAAACUUUUCCUUUAAAACUUUUCAACAGCGGGCAUAAAAUUCUGCAGCUGAGGUCUUGAAGAAUGCAGAUGGGUACAGUAUGUGUUGGAGCUCACAGUGUGUAUUGACUAACCUAGUUCCUUUCUGCUUCUUUUUUUUUUUUUUUUUUUGGUAUUGAUAAAAGUGACUCCCAGGUGCCAACUCUCUUUUUUAAGGGUGGGGGCAAGAUGGGGAUGGUAAGAAUAGGUAUAGGUGAUUUAACAGGUGGAAUUUGGAAGCUUUCUUCUUCGUAUAAUUUUGGACAAAACACUGUCUAUGCAAUUGUCCGUAACAAAAAAUUAGAUUAAUAAAUAGCUUUUGUUGGUAGAAAAUACCAGUUAUAAGUCAUAUGUGGUGAUUCAUGGCCCUCUGAUUAGCAUGGGUGUUGGUAUCUCAUUCCCCACAUGUGUAUGUGGGACUAAUGGCCUUUUAGAGCUUGUCAGCCUUUUACUUCUGACUCUUUGACUUCCUUUGCGCAAUGAUGGAGUCAGAUCUCAUUAAGUCUGUUUCUUCAUAAUACACUUAGCAUCAAAAACAUCUGUAUUCUGUUCUACUUGUAAAUAUCUUUAGAUCAGUUUUUCAGUGUAUAUCGGGAGAACACAGAAAUUAUAGACUGCAAAUCCAGGUGAAUUGUUGUACCAGAUACCCUUUUGUGGUUAACACGAUAAUAUUGUCUUAUUUAAAACCACACAUGAAUUUCAGGAGACGAAACCAGACAGAGGGUCAAGUUCACAGAUGACCGUGUCUGCAAGAGUCACCUUCUGGACUGCUGCCCCCAUGACAUCCUGGCUGGGACGCGCAUGGAUUUAGGAGAAUGUACCAAAAUCCACGACUUGGCCCUCCGAGCAGAUUAUGAGAUUGCAAGUAAAGAAAGAGACCUGUUUUUUGAGUUGGAUGCAAUGGAUCACCUGGAGUCCUUCAUUGCUGAGUGCGACCGCAGAACGGAGCUUGCCAAGAAGCGGCUGGCAGAGACCCAGGAGGAGAUCAGCGCUGAGGUCUCGGCCAAGGCAGAAAAAGUCCACGAGUUGAACGAAGAAAUAGGAAAGCUCCUUGCUAAAGCGGAGCAGCUAGGAGCAGAAGGGAAUGUGGACGAAUCCCAGAAGAUCCUCAUGGAGGUGGAGAAAGUCCGUACAAAGAAGAAAGAAGCCGAGGAAGAAUAUAGAAAUUCCAUGCCUGCAUCCAGUUUUCAGCAGCAGAAGCUGCGUGUCUGUGAGGUCUGCUCGGCCUACCUUGGUCUCCAUGACAAUGACCGACGUCUCGCAGACCACUUUGGGGGCAAGUUACACUUGGGAUUCAUUCAGAUCCGGGAGAAGCUGGACCAGCUGAGGAAAACAGUGGCUGAAAAGCAGGAAAAGAGAAACCAGGAUCGCUUGAGGAGGAGAGAGGAGAGAGAGCGGGAGGAGAGGCUGAGCAGACGGUCUGGAUCAAGGACCAGAGAUCGCAGGAGGUCGCGCUCUCGGGACCGGCGUCGGAGGCGAUCGAGGUCUACGUCCCGUGAGCGACGCAAGUCUUCCCGGUCCCGGUCCCGAGACAGACACCGACGCCACCGAAGCCGCUCCCGGAGCCGCAGUCGGGGCCACCGCCGGGCCUCCCGGGACCGCAGCUCCAAGUACAAGUUCUCCCGAGAGCGAGUGUCGAGAGAGGAGUCCUGGGAGCGAGGGCGGAGCGAGAGGGGCACCGCAGACUGCAGGCUCGAGGGCUCCAACGGGAAGGCGGCCUCGCGGAGGUCAGAGGAGAAGGAGGCCGGCGAGAUCUGAGCUGCCUGGCAUGGUGGACAUAGUCUGACGAACAUCCAACAACCUCAAGUCAUCCUUUAUAUUUGCUGGCUACAACUCACCUUUUGUAGUUUAAACUUUCUGUUGUUUCGGAGCUAGCAGUGAGUUUCUAGACAUGUACAGAGUUGCUCCUUCUGUGUUUGGGGUUAUGUUGAGUAGGAAUAAAUAAACCUGACGGCUGCCUC